UUGGUGUCGACAGCAUCCCGCAGCAGGCUCCUUUUGUUCGGUUGAUUCGGGCAGGCAGGUUCUUUGGUUGGCCCUCUCCCUGCCAAGGCCCCUGCUCUGUUCCUCUCCCCGCCCCCUCACAGGAGUGCGGUUGGCCACCUGCUCUUGUACUGGAGUUUAUUUGCUUGAAGCUGAAGCUGCCACCAGGGAGGGAGCGAAACAGAGAGAGAGGGAGCGGAGCCAAGGAGGUCCAGCAGCAGCUUGAUACCCAACCACGUGGCGCUUGACGCUUGACGCUUGACGCUUGACGCUUGACUGCUGCCAACAAGCGCUCGCACACCAAGCAGCAUCAGCAUGUCUUACCGUUCCCGCCAAACCGAGAUAUCGCCGGAGGAGGACUCGGGCGCGGGCAUGGUAAGGCCGAAGCACGCCGCCAUCAGCUGCUCGCACUUGUGGGCGAAUGCUCUCGUGGUGGUGGGCUUGUCCAGCGUUGUCGUGGGGGUUAUCAUCUUCACCGAGUGGAAGGGGAUGGGGUCCUUCUGGGUAGGUGCUGUGGCCAUGGCUGCGGGCACCUCGGGCAUCUAUGUGACGCAGGGAGAGGCGUCUGGCGGACUGGCGACGGUUUUCUAUGCGCUCCUGUCUCUCGUCACGCUGGCCGCAUCGGUGGUGUCAAUUUUUCUGGGCGAGGGAGCAACGUUCCUGAUUGUGAGAGAUGUGAAUGGAAACUGUCGAGACGGGGACGACUGCCCAUCAGACUUCUGUCCGGAGGACGCGUGCGUGUGCUGGGAGCCAGACGGGACCGACGUUUGCUCGGAUGCGGGCAGCGUUCGUUACUGUGUCCCGUUUGGGGGAGACAGCUGCAGCGAUAUCAAGGACUCUGAAAAUCUCCUUUUGGGGUCCUUCAUCAUCUUAGUCAUCAUCGCCUUCUGCUCUUUCUGGUCGCUGGUGGUAGCCGUCAACACGUGUUGGUACUGCAAGCGCACCAUCGUCGUGGAGUCUAGCGAAGAAUCGCCUGGCUAUCGGUAGGUAGCUAUUCUACCCCCCUUUCUCCGAGGAUUGAUUUGCCCUUGCGCCGCAAAGCCAAAGCUUCGUGCGAACAAGGUAUGUCAAAUAGUGGUCGUUGGACAGAACCGCGCGAGGACUACUGUACAGCAGUGCCACGUUUUUCUCGGCCCCCUGGGGGAGGGACGCAGUUUGGAUUCGCGAACGCUCGCUCUCCUCCCUGCGGGGAAUGCAGAAGCACCCUAGCUAUGGGCGGUGUUACAAAGUUUUUGGUAGACCGGGGGUCUUGAAGAAGACGUGGCCGUCACUCAUUUGUCUCUCGUCCUUUGGUAGCAAAUGACACGUGACACGUGUAAUCACUCGCUUCUUCGACCGGAGACCCAAGUCUCGACGGAGAGAAGAGCGGCUGCAGUGUGUAGGUCGCUGGCAGUUGAACGACGGACCCCAGGCGAUGUCUCGCAAUCUAAGCUCGGGCGUCACUCUCUGUCUAGUUUGUUUCAGGCCUCCACUCGCGUGGUCCCGUAAUUUAUUAGGAGUAUAGAAAUGAUUGCCGCCAGCCGUCUGUUGUCUGUUGUCUGUUCCGCCUAACGAUGUUGUUGUUGCUGUGAUUGUUGUACUGCCUGUAGUGUUGCCGAUGCCGUUGACGUUUGUCCAUGUUGCUGUGGUUAAUUGUUGCUCGUGACAACCGGGUUUGUGCAGGUGUAGGGGCAUGUUUUGUCGGGCGUGAGUGAUGCCAGGAAUGUGUGUAGUGAGUGUCGGUAGUGUGUUGGACGGUAGGCCCGGCUAGCGAAGAAUUUUGAAACGCACUUUUACCCGUAGCCAGUUCAUUUGCGCGACACCUGUUUCGGCGAAAAACAUUUGGCCAGUGCUUGAGUCGGCUGUUAUUCCGCUCCCCGCUGCCGGGUCUCUCACUGCGCUUCGUGCAUGGUGAUGUGAGAGCCU
This is a messenger RNA of Ectocarpus sp. CCAP 1310/34, 1923 nucleotides long. NCBI's taxonomy places the organism in Eukaryota, Phaeophyceae, Ectocarpales, Ectocarpaceae. The record is from the annotation of a GenBank genome assembly.